GCUUCAGGUUCAGAUCCAUGAUCUAUAAUAUGGAAUAUAUAGAUCAGUGGUUCAGAUCAGUCUGCAUUUAUGUUUAUAUUUAUAUAUAUAUAUAGCGUUGCAAUUGAAACUGCAAUCGAGUAUUUGACAUGGCAAGUCAAGCCGUGGUUCCUAACCUAUCAUGCUUUUAAAAUAGCAAUUUUACAGUGAAAUUAUUUAGAGAUGAUCACUGUACUGUACUGUACUCUACUGUAACUGAGAGACACCUUUGAAUAUUUGCUGUUUAAAAAUUAUUUGCCACAGGACAGGACGAGGUGAAAUAUAAAUAUAAAAUGAUAAAUAUUUAUAAAAUAAUUGAUUAAAACAUGUAUAGGCCUAUAUAAAUAAAUAUACUCUAAAAAUAUGAAUAUGUGUUUAUAAACAUUUGAAAUAAAUAAAUAAGAAAAAAUAAGGUGACUGAAAUAGUGAAAUCUAUUUUCUUCAUUUCAUUAAUCUUACAUUCUAACCUAAAAUCUUGAUUAAUUGCAUGUUAACUGACAAAACCAGAUUACAGAAUAGUCUGUUCUUCUACUGACUGUUUUACUGGAGAUUUGAAUAGCAGUAAUAAUUUGUCCGGUAUGUUGCUAGGCAUUCAAAUAAGUGGAGAGUAAUAAAAGGCCUUUAAAAGCCUCCGUGCCUCUGUUAUGCAGUUUAUGAAUUGCAAACAAAGAGAACUAAACUAAAGGUUUACUAAAGGUCUUAAAUUCUAUUCUAGGUUCAUUAUAGUUCAAGCUGUUCUAUCUAGGUUGUAUUACCAGGUUAAGGUUUGUUUUUGUUUGAUGAUCAAGGAGAUUAUUUCCUGUUUUGUUUAUUUUAUAAUCAAAAGAAAGUAUGAUAAAUCAGUUAUUAACUGUAUUGUACAAUGGGUUGUCUUCAAGCACUGUUAGUAGCAGUAGUCGUUUAGCAGACACUCUCAUUCAAAGUAACUUUUGCAUUUUAGGAACAGCCCCAUUGGAUCAAUUUAAGCAAUAAGUGAGUCUUCAGUUCAUGAAUCAACAGCCUUUGGAUUACCACCACCUCCACAUACAGAGGAAGGCCUGAAACGGUUUAGACACAAAUAUGCGUCACUAAGUGACUGACAAACAAGCCUUGCAGGGAAACACAGGACUCACACCAUUGAUUUUUCCUCGUCUGGAUGGCACAAAAAAAAAAAAAUGCAGGAGGAAAUGUGUUAUUAUGGAGGCUGGAAUUGCGCAGUGCUUGGAUACCUAUUUACCCGUCAAGUGCCUGGGUAAUAAUUGAUAGAUUUCCUGAGAGGACAAAAACGGGCCCAGAUGGGGCCAGGUGGGUUAUACCACAGUUGCAAACGACUCGGAGUGAGGUAAGAGACACAGCUCACUUGUUUAACAGUUGGAAAGUCGUCCAGUUCUCUGACACCAUGAAAGUUACAUGGAUUGUUUUGGCGCUUGUGUUGUUCAGUCAGCUACAGUGGACAGCAGCUGCUCCAGGCGCAGGACUGCACACAUGGGAUAGAUUUAGCAAACUUCCAUAUCCCGGUGACAAAGCCUUCCUAUAUGACAACUUCCCUGACAAGUUUAUGUGGGCUGUCGGCACCGCUGCCUAUUCAGUUGAAGGAGCCUGGGAGAAAGACGGGAAGGGUAAGUCUAUCUGGGACACAUUUACUCGAGGAGGGACCCGGGUAUCCAGAGGCGACGUUGGCAGUGACAGUUAUCACAACAUCCCGGGAGAUCUCCGAGCCCUGCAGCAACUUGGAGUUAGUCACUACCGGUUUUCUCUGUCCUGGCCGCGCAUCUUCUCCAACGGCACCAAAGAAAGUUACAACAAAAAAGGUGUGGAGUAUUAUAAAAAUCUAAUUCGUGGAUUGAAGGAAAUUAAAGUGCAGCCCGUUGUGACUUUAUAUCAUUGGGACCUGCCAGACAGUUUGCAGACCCUCUUUGGAGGUUGGAGCAAUUCGAUUAUGGUCGAACUUUUUAGAGAAUAUGCAGAUUUUUGUUUUAAAACAUUUGGAUCUGAUGUGAAAUUUUGGAUUACCAUUGACAAUCCUUUUGUUGUGGCCUGGCAUGGAUAUGGAACUGGGGUUGUGGCACCUGGUAUCAAAAAUGACUCCGACUUGCCUUUCAGAGUUGGACAUAAUCUACUGAAGGCUCAUGCAGCAGCCUGGCACUUGUAUGACGAGCGGUAUCGUUCCAGUCAGGGUGGGCGAGUGUCCAUGGCUCUGGCCUCUCACUGGAUCAAGCCUAGCAGAACCAGACAGGAGAACAGCAAAGCCUGUCAGUGUUCUCUGGACUUCGUGCUCGGCUGGUUCGCCCGUCCGUUGUUUGUUGAUGGAGACUAUCCACCCUGCAUGAAACGCAAUUUGACCCACAGACUGCCGUCCUUCACGGAGACCGAGAGCUUGUAUGUUAAUGGUACGGCAGACUUCUUUGCCCUGUCUCACGGACCUGCUCUUAGCUUUCAGCUGAUCAAUGACAGUCUGCGCUUUGGCCAGACAGAAGACCUAGGUCUGAGAAUGCUGCUGUACUGGGUCCGAGCCGAGUACAACAAUCCUCCCAUCUUUGUGGUGGAGAGCGGCUGGUAUGGAAGUGGCAACACGAAAACAAAGGAUGCCAAGCAUAUGUACUACCUAAAGCGCUUUAUUAUGGAGACUCUAAAAGCAAUCCGCUUUGACAGAGUAAAUGUGAUUGGCUACACAGCCUGGUCUCUGUUGGACGGGUAUGAGUGGUAUCGAGAAUAUGGAAUACGAAGAGGGCUAUUCUAUGUGGAUUUCAACACUCCUGAUCUGAAAAGAGAACCAAAGACAUCUGCCACUUUCUAUAGCAAACUCAUAGAGAAGAAUGGCUUUCCUCAGCUGCCCGAGAACCGCCCUGCACAGGGCGUCUUUCCCUGUGACUUUGCCUGGGGUGUUGUAGCCAACUCAAUACAGGUUGAUACUAUACCUACCCAGUUUGCUGACCCUAGCGUUUACAUCUGGAACAUUUCUGGUAACGGAGAGCUGAAAAAGGUCCCGGGUGUGCUGGCACCCCCUAUGCACCGGACACACCACUGCGCCGAUUACGGCAGCAUUCUCCAGCAGGUGUCUGACAUGCACCGUAUGCAGAUCUCACACUUCCACUUCUCCCUCAACUGGUCCUCCAUCACCCCAACAGGCCGGAUGUCUGAUGCUAAUGAAACACUUCUAAAAUACUACCAUUGCUUUGUCAGUGAGCUACAAAAGGUUAGCAUAACCCCUGUUGUGACCCUUUGGCACCACACAGGGAAACUGUCCAGUCUGCCGGCACCCAUUGAGGCUAGUGGCGGCUGGCAGAGCGAGAAGACAGUCCAGGCCUUUGCGGACUAUGCCAGGUUGUGUUUCCAACGACUAGGAGCUCAUGUCAAGCUGUGGAUCACGCUGAAUGAACCUAAUGAUGAGGAUCUCGAAUACACUGUGGGUCACCAGCUGCUCCGUGCACAUGCUUUAGCUUGGCACAUCUAUGACAGCGAGUUUCGCAAAGCCCAAGGCGGUAAGGCAUCACUGGUUCUUCAUAUGGACUGGGUCGAACCUGCGUUUUCUUUCAACAGAGAGGACGUUGAGCCUGCAAACAGAGUCCUGGAUUUUCGAGUCGGCUGGUUUGCAGAGCCCAUCUUCGGUAGUGGCGAUUACCCAGCUGUGAUGCGUAGUUGGCUCCAACAGCGAAACAAUAUUGAUCUCUUCAACUACCACUUACCCACAUUUAGCAAUGAAGAUCGGCUGUUGGUUAAAGGAACCUACGAUUUCUUCGCCAUCAGCCAUUUUACUACUUCAAUGGUGUAUGAUGGAGUGGAAGACAAAUACACUUUCAAAGACAAGCUGCAGGUACAGCUGAUAUCUGACGUGACCUGGAUCAUGUCUCCAAGACGCAACUCUCCUGUGGUCCCCUGGGGUCUUCGCAAGGCACUGAACUGGGUUAACUCUCGAUACAAAGGGGUUCCCAUUUAUGUGAUGGCCAAUGGAGUUCAGGAGGACAUUGCUAGGUUUAAGGAUAGUUUGCGCAUCUACUACCUUUACAACUACAUUAAUGAGGCCUUGAAAGCAUAUACGCUGGAUGGAGUCAAUUUGAAGGGCUAUUUUGCAUAUGCGUUCAGCGACCGGCAGGACCCAGGCUUUGGCAUGUAUGGUCAUGUGCAGGAGGAGGUCAUUUCAAAAUCUUCACUGGCCCAUUACAAAAACAUCAUCCACCACAACGGCUUCCCUGCCCCAGGCACGCCUCAGCAACAGUGUCCCCUUGCUCCAGUGCAUGGCUCUGGCCAUUAUGUCCUCACCAAGCAGCCUGUCAUUGGCUUUCUCUCUGUGGUGAGCUCUUGCAUGCUGAUCACAGUGGGCCUUGUUGUCUACUACUCAGUCAAGAGACACAAAUUAACCACCAAAAAAUGAAAGGAAAUGGUUUCAGUGGACUCUUGUAUCUCUAAUUUAUUUGUUUUAAUUGUUAGUUUGACAACCUACAUAUUAUGCUUUUAACUCUUUAAAUUGUAGUACUUAUGGAAUUUCAUAAUGGGUACUACAUGAACCAGGAAGAUCUGGAUAAUUAUUUAACUGUACCAUUACCAUGUAAAAACACUAUUUAUUUAAAAAAAAAAAAAGAAGUAUAUUUACAAUAUUUAGUCAAGUCUGCACAACAGUUUUCCAUUUUGCCUGAGUUGUAAAAUAAAAGUUAUGGGGCAAAAGUA
Cyprinus carpio (common carp) is the source of this 4662-nucleotide messenger RNA. RefSeq names its product klotho-like. The transcript is spliced from 7 exons. Gene Ontology annotation, molecular function: hydrolase activity, hydrolyzing O-glycosyl compounds. Lineage: Eukaryota; Metazoa; Chordata; Actinopteri; Cypriniformes; Cyprinidae. The record is from RefSeq and is a predicted model, not a curated record. The coding region runs from base 1154 to 4369 and encodes 1071 amino acids. Gene Ontology annotation, biological process: carbohydrate metabolic process.